Messenger RNA from Trichosurus vulpecula (common brushtail), 548 nucleotides. Its product is annotated as DPY30 domain-containing protein 2-like. Gene Ontology annotation, cellular component: Set1C/COMPASS complex. The transcript is spliced from 6 exons. Bases 42 to 548 code for a protein of 168 amino acids. Lineage: Eukaryota; Metazoa; Chordata; Mammalia; Diprotodontia; Phalangeridae. The record is from RefSeq and is a predicted model, not a curated record.
CUCUACUCCGGCGGAGGCCGCGUCUCUUCCUUUGCUAGGAAAUGUCUUUGGAAACUGAGUACCUGAAAAAGUGCUUGGGAAAAUGUUUAGUUGAGGGCCUUGCUAAGUUGGUUGAGCAUCGACCAUCAGAUCCGAUAGAGUACCUGGCAUAUUGGAUUUAUGAAUAUAGGAGACAAAUUCAUGCAAGUCAUCAGAGAAAGCUAGAGAAGCUUCAGCUGAGUGAGGAGAGAAUGGAAAGCCUUUUGGAACUGGAAAUAGCACAAAAACUGAAGGCAGAGGAAAUUCAAUUCCAGAAACAACAUGAAGAAUAUAAAAAAAAAACAAUGUUGGACACUUAUCCAGAACAGAGACCUCACAUCUGGCAGGAAAAGUUUGGAACCCAGAAAUUGCCCCCUCUUGAAGAAAUAGAUGAAUCUUUAUUAAGCCCAAAUAGAGAAAAUGGAAUGUCCAAAACAGACUGGAAGGAAGAGCUUUCCCCUAAAUCUAAUGCUGCUUCCAAGACUGGAUCUCAAGAAGAGUCUGUUUCAGAUGCGGUGAAUCCUACCUGA